Messenger RNA from Gadus chalcogrammus (walleye pollock), 4101 nucleotides. RefSeq names its product peptidase M20 domain containing 1, tandem duplicate 2 (gene pm20d1.2). Gene Ontology annotation, biological process: amino acid metabolic process. The coding region runs from base 62 to 1630 and encodes 522 amino acids. The transcript is spliced from 13 exons. Gene Ontology annotation, molecular function: metallocarboxypeptidase activity; hydrolase activity, acting on carbon-nitrogen (but not peptide) bonds, in linear amides. The record is from RefSeq and is a predicted model, not a curated record. Lineage: Eukaryota; Metazoa; Chordata; Actinopteri; Gadiformes; Gadidae.
CGGUUCGUUUGUGAACUUCACAACUCUAGUCUCGUCUAGGUCGAAGCGAAGGCAGCGAAACAUGGCAGCUCCUGGAACAAAGUCAAGAUUAUUCCGUUGUGUAAAAAGUAUAUUGUAUGCAUUACUAUUUAUUACUAUAUCAAUCCUUACUAUAGCCACUUUGAGGACCUUUUCUCUAAAUGUCAACGUUGGACUUCAACUCGCCGACUGGGAAAAGACAAACCAAAUCCGAUUUGACAUUAGCCAGCGCCAGAGAGAAGAGGUUUUUACGAAUUUUAAAGAGGCUAUCCGGAUCCCCACAGUUUCCUACUCGCCGACAGACAUCAACGCCACCGCGCUUCAUGAAUUCAGCAGGCUAUUACGGAAAGCUUUCCCAACAGUGUUCAGUUCAAGCCUGGUUCAACAUGAGGUGGUGGCCGACUACAGCCACCUGUUCACGGUGCAGGGCUCACAGCCUGACCUGGUCCCCUACAUGCUGCUGGCCCAUAUCGAUGUGGUGCCUGCCUCAGAGUCUGAUGGCUGGGACGCUCCUCCAUUCUCUGCUAAAGAAAUAGACAACUUCAUCUACGGUAGAGGGACCCUUGACGACAAGGAGUGUGUGAUGGGUAUUUUACAGGCUCUGGAGUAUUUACUCUUGAAAGGCUACAGACCAAAGAGAGGAUUUUACAUUGGGCUUGGACAUGAUGAAGAAGUGUCGGGUUUGAACGGGGCUUUGAACAUUGUGCGGUUGCUGAAGCAGCGCAACGUUCAUCUGUCCUUCCUCCUGGAUGAGGGACUACUGGUGAUAGAUGGAGUCAUGAAGGGUCUCGAUGGACCCGCCGCUCUAAUAGGGGUGAGUGAGAAGGGCAGUGCCACUGUAAAGCUCAGUGUGACCAGCGCCCCGGGUCACUCCUCGAUGCCUCCAAGAGAGAGUAGCAUUGGUAUUCUGGCUGCAGCCGUCAAAAGGCUGGAGGACAAUCCCAUGCCCAUGUUGUUUGGCCAGGGCCCUGAGCGGGGUACAUUUGAACACCUGGCCCACAAGUUCAUUUUCCCGAUACGUUUUUUGGCAUCGAACCUGUGGCUGUUUGCACCGAUUGUUGGCAGACUAUUGGCGUUAAAACCCGAAACCAAUGCUUUUUCGAGGACUACCACUGCUGUGACCAUGUUUAAUGCUGGGGUGAAGGUUAACGUGCUCCCUUCUGUUGCUGAAGCCUAUGUCAAUUUCCGGAUCCAUUCGGCUCAGUCAUUACAAGAGGUUCUGGACCUGGUUGAUUCAACGGUAGGGGACCAGCGUGUUAAGGUAGAGGUGGUGGAUGGCUUUGACCCCCUGCCCGUCAGCUCCUACAGUGAGACCUCGUAUGGCUUUCAGAUCAUCAAGAAGAGCAUACUGGAUGUAUUCCCACAACUAACAGUUGCGCCUGGUAUCUGUGUAGCCAACACAGACAGUCGUCACUUCAAAGAUCUGGUCGCCGAUAUUUAUCGCUUUAUUCCGAUCUGGGCUAAAGCAGGGGAUGCUCAGAGGAUUCAUGGCAUCAAUGAGAGAAUAUCCAAAAAAAACUAUGAGGACAUAGUAGGAUUUUACUUCACUUUGAUUCAAAACUGUGACGUUAAGGAGCUGCCGGAAACUCACAGUGGGGUUCAUGAGUUCUGAUGGACAUGGUUUGCUAUGGGAACGUUUGCUAUCAGAAUGUGCACAAUACUGCUGGGAAUAUUUCUUCAUUUUUUAUUGUGACAUUUUGUGGUGAAAAUAUUGUGUUGAAUUUGCUCUGCUGUGAUGGUUUAGCAUGAGACCUUGUCAGAAAGUUGCAAAUACAUUGGUUAUUGAUCUUACAUGUCGACCCAAAAUGCAUUUCAUGCCUUGUGCAAUAUGAUACCAAAUGAUUUCACUCUGUGGUACUUUAUUCUGAUUCUAAGUAAGCUAUUUCCUUGAGUCAUUAAGCAGAGUCAAUAAGCUAGUCAUUUUAUUUGGAAAUUGACCUUAAGAAAAUGUAUUUUAUUCAACCAAUAUAAUAACAGUAUAAAAAGAGUUAAAUUGUUUACACACAGGAAUUUUAAGCCUUCCUCAUUCUUGAUGCUGAUUUAUAGCCUUGUGAAUGCUUUUACCUUUUCACUUAAUUUUGUAAGCUGUGAAUUGUUUUUUCUAAUACACUGAAAAUGAACAGCUAUGGCAAGAGCAUGCCGACUAAUAAAUGAAUGAAAUGAAAUGAAGCCAUGCCUUAAACUCUUUAUUUUAUUAUUGUUUAAACAGUUGGUACAAUACAUUGGCAGACUGCUGGAAAGGACUUUGCUUCAGGGCCAGUCACAGCAUUUACAACCUCCUCUGAAGACCAAGCCCUGAGGGCAGUUCUGAACCCAGGUAAUGUCAUUAGCACAGUUGUAGAAUGACCCUGGGGCGUCAGGCUUAACGUACAGUCCACCUGGUUUACCAGAACAGAAAUCAUCUGUAGGUCCCCUUGCGGGAGGUCCCCUAGUGGGCCCCCCUGCAGAGGGUCCCUGUGCAGUGGGUUGCCUUGCGGGGGGUCCCCUAGUGGGUUGUGGAGAGGCGUUUGUAGGUAGAAGGGUGGGAUCUGAAUGAAAAAUAAUUGUUUUGUAUUUAUUUAAUAUUCAAAUAAAACAUAAAUUCUAUUAUGACACUAAAUACAUAUGAAUAUGUUACCUGAAUGCAAGACAGAGCGCAGGUAGCUGAUCAAGGAGUAGUUUCCUUGUCUGCAGAAUUCUCCUUUGAAGUCAUCCAGAUCUAGAGCCCAGAUGAACGUCCCUCCAAAGCCAUUGGCUUUUAGGUACUGGACCUUGGCAAAACGAAAAAAUUAUAUUACUAAUUGUCAAUUACUGGUGGUAAAAAGGGGACCUCUUAAAUUAUAUAAUAUACAGCGUGGUAGUCUAGAGAGGGGUCAUAGAUAGAUUGAACAGAUCAUUACUUUGCUCCCAAAGCUGUCCUUAUUGUCAUAUCCGACCCACUCCGCUCCUUUGGUGGCAUAUGGAACCUGCUGAUCAUCUAGCCACCGGACCGCACCUUGCUGGAUAAAAGGGCAAAUCUAAAAAAAAAAAAGUUAAGGAAAAAAAAAAGUUAAGGAACGUCACACGAAACACUUUUCUAAGCUGAUCAAAUGAAUGUAGGUGGUAUUACACCGCAUCUACAGGAAAUGCUUUAUUUCCUGGUUGGAUAUCCUAUGCAUCCAACUGUACCUCAUAGUAAGACCAGAAGCCAGCCUCUCUUGUGUAAGGGCCUGCAGCAGCGGGCCCGUUGGCUGGGGCUCCGGACUCACUGAGUGGAGACGACAGGUGGAAGGCUCGGCCGUAGGUAGCCAGACCCAAAUUCAGUUUGGCUGCAGGCGCUCCCUGAUCCCGCCAGUACUUCAUGGCAAAGUCCUGUCGGAGAAAAGCAAACACGGCUUGGAGAUAGUGAGGAUGCCUCAAAGUGCAGGGAUACAUGUAUUCAGUCAAUGUUACACUUACUGUGUUGAAUUGAGCAGCUUCUCCUGUCUCAUGCGUCCCCUUGUACAGCGGGCUUUGAUGUGCUACUUUGCUCUCCCCACUAGUAUGAAAGUCAUAGGUCAUAACGUUGAUGAAGUCCAAGUACCUUAAAAAAUAAAGCAAUUGAAGACCCAUUAAUUUCACCACAUAGCCUUUUCUUUUAAGGGGAAAUAUUUUCAAGGAAAAUAAAGGGUUUAUCUAUAGACCCUUUACUUCCCCUUAAAUCCCUUUCUUACUCUUCAUAUACCUCGAGAUCUCUGCUAUUUCAUAUCCACCAUCAAUUGUAUCUUUCCCAGCAGCUACAGCAGCAGUAAGCAUCCGUCUGGGACGGCCUGUGGCUGUGGCCUCUGCUUCAUAAGCCUCCAUUAGUUCCUGAACAAACCAAAGCACUUUUUGACAUGAUUGAAAUUAACAUUGUUUAUUUCGAUAGUGGGCCAAAUGCUAGGCGGAUAGACGAUCCUCAGUUGUUGCGUUAUCCCGGUCUACCGCAACGCCAUUUCCUAUGAGACGUUUACGCCAGUUGAUUGUCCCUGGACCGAAAUCAAUAAGGCCCAGACAAGAAUAACAACAACUAAGACAAGGAGAAUGAAUAAAAACUAGAAAAUUAAUUGAAUGCAGAAAAUGUGGUGAGUGCUGUAUUGCAAACUA